AUGAUACCCAAAGCGUUGAUCCUCGCAUUCAUAAUCCGUGUAUUACUCACUCUAUCAUUCCCCCAGACGUAUUUCCAACCCGACGAAUUCUAUCAAGCGUUAGAACCUGCCCACAACUACGUCUUCGGAUAUGGUUAUCUGACAUGGGAAUGGAGGGAUUUACCUACCCCUCUCACGGGAAGUUGGUGGGAUAUGUACGUGGUAGCAGGGAGGAUGAGGGGAUGGAUUUGGCCUGGGGUGUUUGUAGGUGUUUAUAGGGUCUUACAGAUUACCGGACUAGAUAAGACAGAAUGGAUCGUCAUCGCCCCUAGAUUGAUUGGUAUACUGGUAGCCGCAUUGACGGAUUAUCAUACCUAUAAGCUGGCUUCGAAGCUACUAGGUCCAGGCGCUUCGUCUUCCGCUCUAUUCCUCUCCUUGACAUCUCUCUUCAAUGCACACCUAUUGCCAAGAUCAUUGUCAACUUCCCCUGAGACAUUGCUUACUACCAUGGCACUAUGUUAUUUCCCAUUACCUUCCUUAAUCCCAUCCAAACCUUCUAGCGAUAACCUUAAGCCUGCCGCAUCCGAGAAAGACAAGAAGCAGAUUAGACCAAUACAGAAUCAAGCGAAACUAGACUAUAUCGCUAUGGAUAGGGAUGUCCCCUCACUUUAUCCCGUCAUAUGUACCAACAAUCUUCCUUUGUCCAUUGUACUAGCCACGACAGCACUUUGUAUAAGACCUACAACUAUCUCUCUAUGGAUGUUUCUGGGUAUCGACCUAGUCAUCAGAACGUUGAGGAGCUCUGGAAUCAUGGCAAGUCUACGGGUCAUUGCUAUUGCAGCCAUCAGCUUUACCGCUACCUUCGCAGCAUCCACUUAUAUUGACUACCACUUCACUGGUCGACUUUACUUCCCAGCCUUGACGUUCAUCCAUCACAACAUCAUCCGAAACAUUUCGUCCUUCUACGGUUCUACUAAUCAUCUAUAUCACCUGACCCAGUCUAUCCCAAUUAUGCUGUUCCCAAUAUGGAUAUGGUGGAUCCAAGGAUUUCUCGCGUCUCUUCUUCCAUCCAGUAUCCUUCCAGCUCGACUCAAGCACCUGGACACCCCUGAACCUCUACGGUUGAUGGCUAGGGUCAUCACUUUCUCAAUUGGUAUAUUGUCUUUAUCACCUCAUUCAGAAUGGAGAUUCCUUCAUCCUCUUCUUCCAACACUUUUGAUCUUUGCUAUACCAUCACUUUCAGCCUCUUAUCGUCCCACGGUAUUUGGCAUCUACAGAUUGUCCGAUUCGAUUCGACAGUACACUAGAUUAACAAGAAUUCCAUUCUACCUGAUCCUUCUAGCACCGAUCGUACCAUUUCUUUACCUCAACCUAUUCCAUGGAAAGGCUCAAGUGGAAGUGAUGAAUGUGCUUCGAAGAGGUGAACUAGGAGAGGUCGGAUCAUUAGUAGCUUUGACUCCAUGUCAUUCAAUACCUUGGCAAAGUCAUCUCCAUCUGAAGGAUAUGGAGGGAUGGUUCUUGACCUGUGAACCUCCAAUAGGUGUUAACUCUGAGACACACCGUACUCAACAAUCCUUCUUCUACCAAUCACCCGUGUCAUACCUGCAAGAAGUCUUCCCAUACCCUCCCGCCCAAUUACAUGAAAUUGCCAAUCUCACCGCCAGUCCGGCCAAACCUACUCAUUUAGUACUUUUUGAUGAAGCUCUAAGUAGAAUAGAAACCACCAAAGGUGGAACCUCUUCUGUCAGUGACGAGUUGGUUAAUCUUGGAUAUGAGCGUGUAUGGUAUGGGUGGAAUGGGUUGAAUCUCUUGCAGGAUGAAGAAGAGAGGAAAGGUGGACUUACGGUGUGGAGGUCAGUUACGUAA
This is a messenger RNA of Kwoniella botswanensis, 1845 nucleotides long. RefSeq lists its product as uncharacterized. NCBI's taxonomy places the organism in Eukaryota, Fungi, Basidiomycota, Tremellomycetes, Tremellales, Cryptococcaceae. The coding region runs from base 1 to 1845 and encodes 614 amino acids. Gene Ontology annotation, biological process: GPI anchor biosynthetic process. Gene Ontology annotation, molecular function: alpha-1,2-mannosyltransferase activity. The record is from RefSeq and is a predicted model, not a curated record. The transcript is spliced from 6 exons. Gene Ontology annotation, cellular component: endoplasmic reticulum membrane.